This is a messenger RNA of Pseudopodoces humilis (Tibetan ground-tit), 2334 nucleotides long. It is a transcript of the gene RAD1, whose product is annotated as RAD1 checkpoint DNA exonuclease. Gene Ontology annotation, biological process: DNA repair; DNA damage checkpoint signaling. NCBI's taxonomy places the organism in Eukaryota, Metazoa, Chordata, Aves, Passeriformes, Paridae. The record is from RefSeq and is a predicted model, not a curated record. Gene Ontology annotation, cellular component: nucleus; checkpoint clamp complex.
CCGCCGCGCUCCCGCUGCCCGGCGAUGCCGUUCUCGGCGCAGCCGCCCGCCAGCGGCGAGCGCUACGCGCUGUCCGCCAGCCUGGACAAUGCCCGGCACCUGUCCAGCCUCCUGCGGGCCGUGCACUUCCAGGACCACGCCACCUGCCUCGCCACGGCCAGCGGGCUGCGCGUGACGGUGGAGGAUGCCAAGUGCAUCCAGGCCAACGCCUUCAUCCAGGCAGAAAUUUUUCAGGAAUUUUCUGUUCAGGAGGAAUCGGUGAUGUUCCGGAUCAGUUUGUCUGUUCUUCUGGACUGCCUCACCAUUUUUGGAACCAGCUCCUUGCCAGGAACAUCAACGGCCCUUAGAAUGUGUUACCGUGGUUAUGGGUAUCCCCUGAUGCUGUUCUUGGAAGAAGGAGGAGUAGUAACAGUGUGCAAAAUCAACACUCAAGAACCUGAUGAGUUGUUAGAUUUUGAUUUCUGCAGUACAAAGGUUGUUAAUAAAAUUAUCCUGCAGUCAGAGGGACUACGAGAAGCAUUUGCUGAACUGGAUAUGACCAGUGAAGUUCUGCAGAUUACCAUGUCUCCAGAUAAACCCUACUUCAGGUUAUCCACUUUUGGAAAUGCUGGAAGUGCACAUCUAGACUAUCCUAGGGACUCUGAUUUGAUGGAAGCAUUCCACUGUAACCAGACCCAGACAAACAGGUACAAGGUUUCUUUGCUUAAACCAUCCACAAAGGCACUGGCUUUAUCUUGUAAAGUGUCCAUUCGAACAGAUGCUCAAGGAUUUCUUUCACUGCAGUAUAUGAUUAGGAAUGAAGAUGGACAGAUCUGUUUUGUGGAAUACUAUUGUUGCCCUGAUGAGAACAUCACUGAAGCAGAACUGUAGGUGUGUGUGUGCUAGUGCCUGUGAUAUAUUUUUGUUUAUAUAAAAUACUAUAUUUUUUUACAAAACUAAAUGAAAGCUGUAAAGUUUGAUAGAGUUAGUACUGUUUUUAUUUUUUAACUCUGGAAUAAGAAAGCUGAAGACUCAUUUUCUUCCACUGCAAACAUUUCUUAUCCUUGACUCAAACUGAAGCUGAAAAAGCAGAAAGGGGGGUUGAUGUCCUAUGGACACUACUUCCAGCACAGAUGUUAAAUUACUGUUUGUGUUAUAUAUUGAUGCUUUUUACUUUUUAAAGUUCUCCAAGAAUUUUUCUUUGUGUUAUAUUUUUUGUCUUUGGCUUUUAGUAAGCAAUUACACAAGGGAAAACCCAAAUGCUAGCUGUUAUGUUAGCCAGUUAACUUUCAGUGACUUAAAACCAAUUUUGUCUUGUAACAGAACAGCAUUUUCAGACUGAUCUCUUAAUAGCAGCAGGUCUUGCUGGCAAAUGCUGACAUGUUGUCAGUCAAGUCACUAGGCUUCUCCUCAUCUUUAUUAAUUCUUAAUAUAACUGAAUUCUUUGGAAUGCCAUCUGACACCAAUUUACCAUUUUGUCUGCAAACUGAUGUUAAACUGGUAAAUUGAUAUAGAAGCCAGGAUUUACUUACUCAUUACUCAUAACUAUUCUGACAACAUCAUUGUUUUGGAUAAGUAGUUUAUUACACAUCUGCAAAGAAUGCUGCAGCUGAACUGUUUCUGUAUAUUCAUGUUCCUCUUCCUACUCUGCUGCUCUCUACUGGUGGUGUUAAGAACGGUGAGAGAGAAAAGUUUCAUAUUGAAAAUUAUUUAUGAAAUCCGUUUGCCUUCUCAGUAGCCCUUUUCAGCAGCAGGAGUUGCUCCUAAACUGCAGCAGGGGAGUAUCUGCCUGUGUCCUAUGCAGCAGUGUAUUCAAAUCACUGCUAAAAAUGGGGCUGACCUUAUGCUCACUGAAAAGAGAGGUUCUUGGGCCGCUUUCUGCACUGUCCCAUCUCCAGAACAGCAGAUGGAUUGUGUUUAGAUCAAAAGUCCCUCUCCCUUCACACCAACCAGCCAGCUCAGAAGGGGAAGUACCUGGGAGCAGCCAGGCACGGGACUGGAUGCAGAGUCUGCAGAUCACACACAGAGUCCAAACUCUCCCUGCCUCUCUGCUGUGGGAUGUGAUGGAAGAGUCAGCAAUCUGCAGGUGGUCUCUACAGAUUUAGACUCUUGUCAAGUUUUGUUGUCUGUCAGAUCAGGUCUUAUUUUGUUUUCUGUGGAAAACAGUGUGAUCAUAUGUUACCAAAUCGAUUGCUUCACAAUUCAACAGAACCCUUUGGGUUUAUUGUAAGUUUAAAAUGCUGUUGUGGAUCGUUUUUCAUCUCUUGCUUAGUCCAGCAAGAGUAUAUUUUUGGCAUGCACAGUGUUAACAGUUCACUUUCAUUGUUUUUUUGUGUAAAUCAUCCGUUUAUUUCA